Molecule: messenger RNA, 3941 nt
Organism: Cuculus canorus (common cuckoo)
Lineage: Eukaryota; Metazoa; Chordata; Aves; Cuculiformes; Cuculidae
Gene: E2F3
Product: E2F transcription factor 3
Exons: 9
Coding region: 30-1517 (495 amino acids)
Biological process (GO): regulation of transcription by RNA polymerase II
Cellular component (GO): RNA polymerase II transcription regulator complex
Molecular function (GO): DNA-binding transcription factor activity, RNA polymerase II-specific; RNA polymerase II cis-regulatory region sequence-specific DNA binding; protein dimerization activity
Source: RefSeq, a predicted model, not a curated record
CGGCUGCGGGGACAGACCCGGAGGGAAGGAUGAGAAGGGGACUCCAGCCGCCGGCAGCUCCGCCGCCCGCUCCGUCCACGGACACCACCUCAGCCCCCGCCGCCUUCCCGGCCCGCUUUGCCGCCGGCACCUUCAUCCAGAUCCGCAGCGGCGGCGCGGCGGCGGGGGCGCCUUGCGUUGUCUCCUCCUCCGUUUCCCAGGCUGCCGGUGCCUUUGCCCCGGCGGCGGAGGGCGGCCAGCCCGGCGGCGGCUCGCUGUGCUGCACCCCGCACGGACCCGCCGGCAGGACGGCGCUGCUGCAGCCCGCUUUCGGCGGAGGCCGCCCUCCGGUGGAGCCUAGGAAGACUUCUUUCCUUCUUAAAGCUUUGGAAGCAGGGAAGCAGUUUUUGGACUCCACCUGCAAAAAAGUCCUCGUGCCAGUUGUCAUCAUGUUUCAUGGAGGAGCGGUUGAAAAUGUUGUUCUGUUUAGACAGGACCAAGAUGAGAGAACUGUGAGCUGCCACAUGGGGGCAAAACGAAGGCUGGAGCUAGGAGAAAGUGGCCACCAGUAUCUUGCUGAAGGACUAAAGACUCCAAAGGGGAAAGGAAGAGCUGCAACAAGAAGUCCAGAUAGUCCAAAAACUCCAAAAUCUCCUUCAGAAAAGACUCGGUAUGAUACAUCACUUGGCCUUCUCACAAAGAAGUUCAUUCAGUUGCUGAGCCAAUCUCCUGAUGGGGUCUUAGAUUUGAACAGAGCAGCAGAGGUCCUCAAGGUGCAAAAAAGGAGGAUUUACGAUAUCACCAAUGUACUGGAAGGCAUCCAUCUCAUUAAGAAAAAGUCCAAAAACAACAUUCAGUGGAUGGGCUGCAGUCUGUCAGAGGAUGGUGGCAUGCUGGCACAGCGUCAAGGCCUCACAAAGGAGGUGACCGAACUGACUCAGGAAGAGAAGAAACUGGAUGAGCUAAUCCAAAGCUGCACCUUGGAUCUCAAGCUGCUAACAGAGGACUCGGAGAAUCAGAGAUUAGCUUAUGUGACGUAUCAAGAUAUACGAAAAAUUAGUGGCCUUAAAGACCAAACUGUUAUAGUUGUAAAAGCUCCUCCAGAAACAAGACUUGAAGUGCCUGACCCAGUGGAGAGUGCAUUGAUACAUUUAUCUAGUACUCAAGGACCUAUUGAAGUUUAUCUGUGCCCAGAGGAAAAUGAUGCCCUCAGUCCAAUGAAAACCUAUAGUCAGGACCACAAUGGAAAUAUUUCCAAAACCAUUUCCAAAGAAGUGGCUUCUGCUAACUCAGGACAAGGUGACUGCUCUGUAAAUAUGGCAACUAUCUCUCCACUGGCUUCUCCAGCCAACCUUCUCCAGCAGACAGAGGACCAAAUUCCCUCAAACUUUGAAGGACCAUUUGUGAAUUUGCUGCCACCUCUGCUUCAGGAAGAUUAUUUGCUGAGCCUCGGGGAUGAAGAAGGCAUCAGUGACCUCUUUGAUGCUUAUGAUUUAGAGAAGCUUCCUUCAUUGGUGGAUGAAUUUAUAUACAGCUGAUUCUUAAAUGCUGUCCGUAUCUAUAUGGUGUUUUUAAUGGAAUCAAAAAACUGCCAUCAUUCGGAGUUGUCCACUCCAUACUAUGAAAUAGCAUUUUUAAAUAAACUAGGCCCUUGAACACUGCUGAUAUUUUAAUUGAAUACUCCCUAAAAUACUACAAACAACAAGUGAAGGCUUUUACAGCAAGGCCUUCUCCUUGACCCUGAGCUCCAGCACUUUGUGCAUCACCAAGUGCAAGCAGGUGACCAUAAACAUUUUAUCUUCACACUCCCUGAGUCUCUGCUUACUGUGACUAGUGGGCUUACGGAGAAGGGCUCAAUGAACUGGUUUAGUCCUCAGUAACAAUUUUCUAAUAGUAUUUCAGGUCGUGCCUUCUGCAGAGAAUGCAUGUCUUUUGAGUAACAUGGAUUGUACCUGCAGUGAACGUAAAUAUGAAGUAAUGCAAAAGUAUGAAAUGGGAAUUCUUCAGCUACUUGUGGGAAUGUUUAAAUUGCUGUCAUAAUGCUCAUUUUGAGCUGUGUAUAUGUCUCAUUAUGAGGUCAAAUACUUAUGUCCUUAAAAGCUUUUAAUAAAAAAAAAAUACACUGUAAAUGUAGUGUAUAUUGCAAAUAUUGAAAAGUAUAAAGUUCUGCCACUUCUCGUAGUGAUUACAGAUUUUUAAAAAUGUUUGUGUGCGUGUGUGAAAGUAGGUUUUGUUGGUUGUUUUUUUAAACUAGAACGAAGAUGCACAGUUCAAUUUUACUGCCCCCAGUGUGCAUUAGAACUGGUACAUGAAUUUUUGUGGUACUAAGUGGGGCUUUGUGUUAAGUGCCUACUAGAGAUGCACUGUGGGUUUUUUCCCUCUAUGGAAAACACUUAUGCCAAGCUUUGUUCAAUAUAUCAUAUUUAUCUCAGUGGGUUAGCUUCCUCUGCUUACAGCUUUUUAUAAUUCUCUUCGCCAGCAAAAUGGAACUAAUUUUUUUCCAAAGUACAGAAUUAAGUACCACAUCAACUGAAUUGCAUUUAUUUUUUGAAGAUCUUUGUUAGUAUAGUAUAGUACCAAUAUUUAUUUUUUGAAUGUGAAAGGAAUUCUAAGAAGUCUUAAAUAACUUUUUUUUUUUUUUGAGUGUAAAAUAUGUUGCCAUGUUCUGGGCUAAAUUAAUGUAAUGUUGAUUAGAUGAUGCCCGUAUAAUCCUUUUGUUUAUCAUUACUGUUGUGCUUAUCUGACAUACUCAGAAAAUUAGUACUAUUUGUACUGUAGUAGAAUAUUAUAUAUACAGGUUUUCUGGUACCAUUGAGUUGCUGCUAUGAAAGCUCACACAUGAAAAGGCAAGAAGUCCAAUAAGAAAACUGUAUGACUGUGUGAGUUUUGGGAUAUAACAAAUGUAUAAAGAGCAACACCUAAAGAACUGUUAAACAGUGUUAAGUGUGUGUUUAUAUGUACAAAUGUGUGCAUAGAUCAUUCAGCAGUUGUAUUUAAGUUGAUGUAUGUUCUCAACUCACACUUUAGUUAUCUAGCAGUUUUGUACAAUAGAAUUAAUUUGUAAACACUGCCAGAAUAUUUUCUAGCUGGUUUGUAAUUUUUUAAGAGUUUUUUUAGAUGUGGAUCUGUAAAUAAAAUUGUAGUAUUUAAAGUUUUCGUCUUGUGGAAGAGGAAAGUAAAAGUUGUGUAAGCAGGAAGAGUAGCAAGACAAAGGGGCACUUUUGCGGGGGAAGAGAAAAUGAAGACUAACACAGACCAUCUUUUUUUGUACAAAUUAAACACUUGUCCCAAUGUGCGUGGGCAAAAUACUAAUCUAAUUUAGCUUUGCAUUGUAUGCUAGUUUAAAAAAACUCUGUAAAAUAAUGUAAAAAAAAAAAAAAGCAACAAAAAUAGCUUUUAUGGUGAGUUUUGUAAAUAGGUUUAUUAAAGGAUGACCUGUUCUCUAGCUGUGAUCUUACCACUUCAGAUGGAUGUAAUUUGAAGAAAUUUUGUAUGGUAAUGAAUCAAUAAAAAGGAUUUUUUAAAGAGUUUAGAUUUGUAUAUGGCGAUUUAAGUUCUUCUAAUUCAUGGUCCCUAUCAUGUUGCUUCUUGCAACCAAACUGUUAUUAUUUUCAUUAUUAGUGCUCACGCUCAUUUGAUACCAGAUGUUUCAAUCCCAUUUUUUAGAUUAUGCUAACAAUAAGUUCAGGGUUUGGUGCUUUUUUUUUUUAAGCCAGAGUGAAACAAGAAGACAAAACAUGUAAAGAGACAUAGUAGGAGAGCCAGAAGCUGGUGUAAUAGAGGUUUAUUUUUAUUUAUCCCCUCCCAUAUGAAUUAUGAACAUAAUCCUUGCAAACUUCAGAGAAACUGCGUUAUUCUAGGAUUAAAUGACAUGAACGUAGUAGUUGAGGAUCUGUUUAACCUUCCUGCUGAUAAGUCUCCAGAAGUCUCCUAAUAGUAGCUUUGCAAAGGAGUUCUGUUUA